UUUGUAAAUUUUAAACAACUUACAAAUAUGUUUCUGUGCAUUUUUUUAAAUGUAUGAUUAAAAUAAAAAAAAAAAAUUCUAAAACAAAUUUCGAUUUAAGAAUUUUUCCAAUAAAAAAAAAUAAAAAAAAUAUUUUAUUUUAAUUAGAAAAAAGGUGGAAAAAAUUUCAAAUUGUAAUUUAAUUGAAUUGAACAAUUUGCAAAAAAAAAAAAAAUUAUGUUGAAAGUUGUAAUCAUCUUUUGUGCCUUCAUCAUUAUUGCAAAUGCUGAAAAUGAUGAAAAAAUAAUAAAAAUGAAAGCCAAAGUAAGAGAAACAGUAGAUGAAACAAUGAAUAAACUUAAGAAAGUUAUAAAUAAAUAUUCUAAAAAAGUGAAAAUAUAUCAAUCAAAAUUAAAAUUAAAGACAUUAUUUAUAAGAAAAAUUGCUUCAAAUAAUAUUGAUGAAAUAGAAAAAGAAGUAAUGCCAAAAAUUGAUAAAUUAAUAGAAAAAACAAUUGGAUACGAUAUAAGGGAAUGUUCAGAAAUAGCCGAUAAUAUUAAACCAAUUUUUACUGAGACAAUUGAGAAGACAAAAAAUUGUACAAGAAAAAUAAUUGAUAAUCUUAAUAAUGCAUGGAUUAAAUUAUUUACAAAAGCAGAAAAGACAUGGGAUGUUUUAGUGAAUAUAAAAAAAAAUGUUUCACUUUGUGGAAAUGACAACAAGACAUCAAGAAAAUUAAUUGCACAAUGUGUCAAUAACAUGUUAUUAUUGGGAUCACGGGAAAGUGUUAAAACUGUGCCAAAUAUUAUCUAUGAAACUACUAAAUUAAGUUUUCAUUUUGCUACAAUUACAUUGAAAUUGAAAGUUUGCGCCGCAAAAAAAGCUUUUAUUGAACUUAGGAAAUCUGUUAAAAUUAUUAAAAAAAAUGUGAAAAUUUGCAUUGAUGAUCAAAAAUCGUUAGAAUUUGGAAAUACAUCGCAAUCUUCUUCAAAUGAUGAAGUUAAUAAAAUAGAUUGGAAAAAAAAAUGAUAAAAAUAUGAAUAAAAAUAAAAUUUUUAUUAUUUUAUGUUGUAAUUUGAAAAAAAAAUGUUAAUAAAAAA
This is a messenger RNA of Leptopilina boulardi, 1079 nucleotides long. RefSeq lists its product as uncharacterized. Lineage: Eukaryota; Metazoa; Arthropoda; Insecta; Hymenoptera; Figitidae. The record is from RefSeq and is a predicted model, not a curated record. The coding region runs from base 217 to 1008 and encodes 263 amino acids. The transcript is spliced from 3 exons.